AUGAAGUACCGCGACGAUCCGUUGUGGCUUGACGUGGUCAAAGUGCCGCAAGAUGACGGCCCUAAUCCCAUCGUGAGCAUCGCGUACUCGCCCGAAUUUACGGACGUGAUGGACUGUUUCCGAGGCGUGCUCCAGACGAACGAGCUCAGCGAGCGCUCUUUGGCUCUCACGCGGGACGUGAUCAACGCGAAUCCAGCCAAUUACACGGUCUGGUACUUUCGACGGUGCGUGCUCAAGGCUCUGGGCUCGGACCUGCGUGCAGAGCUCCAGUUCACAGCCGACGUAGCUCUUGAGCAUCCUAAGAAUUACCAGAUCUGGAACUACCGGCGCGAGAUUUGUACCAUACUGGACGACGGCAGUGCAGAAAAGGCACUGUGUGCCAUGUCUUUUGACGUGGAUGCCAAGAACUACCAUGCGUGGGCGCACCGACAGUGGACGGUCCAGACCUUUUCACUCUGGGACGGAGAGCUCGAGUUUGUCGACAAGAUGCUGGAGGAGGACGUGCGUAAUAACUCGGCGUGGAACCAUCGCUGGUUCGUGCUCAACAAUACAAACGGACUUGCGAGCGACGAAGAACGACAGCGCGAAGUCGACUAUACGCUGAUGAAGAUUGCAGUGGCUGUGCACAACGAGAGCCCGUGGAACUACCUUCGAGGUCUUGUCCGCGGCCGUGAAGCUACCUUUGCUGCACAGCUGAAGGAAAAGACGCAGGACAUACUAGCAGCUGCAGGCGAUUGUAUCUUUGCGGCAGCGCUGCUGGUAGAUCUGCUCGUGAACGAGAGCACAGCUGGGGCUCUUGAAGAAGCGAGAAAGCAUCUGGAGAUACUGAUGAACGAGACGGACCGCAUGAGGAAAGCGUACUGGCAAUUCCGCCUGUCGACGCUUCAGUAG
Peronospora matthiolae is the source of this 891-nucleotide messenger RNA. The record is from the annotation of a GenBank genome assembly. Lineage: Eukaryota; Oomycota; Peronosporomycetes; Peronosporales; Peronosporaceae.